GCUGUUUCUGCGAAAGCUGCAGAAAAUCUAAGUGAUAUCAUCAUUAGGGUGAGGCAGAAAGGAUCUCCUUGUUGUAGUUUAGCCUCCCAUUAGUCCGCGGUAUCCAGUUUCUUUCUAAUUUUCCGGUAUAAAAACUGUCGGAAGGUGUUUUUCCGAUUCUCUGUACCGGUUGUGUACGUCGGUACAUUUUGCUGCGCAAGAAACGCACUCGGGAAAGCGGUGUUAGUAAAUGCAAAGGCGUAAUACUAGAGUGCAAUCGAAUCAGUGAUCAGCGGGCUCAAGCCCUACGAACGAAUAUAUACAACCACUGGAGGCACCAACCAACGACAGUUUCGAAAAUGUAAAAACAAAUGUGAUGAAGUGAUCCUAACAAGUGUGAGCGCAUGUUGUGAAAAAGGGGGCCAUAGGAAAUCAAUUCACUCGUGGUCUACGGUGCGGCUCGGAUUGAGAGUGCAAGGGCCUACCGCUGUGACUACUUUGACACAAAGAAGAAAACAAGAAUUCCGCUAGCCAGGCCCAGUAGCGUGCUGUUAAACGUCGUCAUCGGGGCUCGAUAGAGGCCUUUUUCAUUUUAAUAAGUAAUACAUAUAUAAAACGCACCGCGAUCGCCUUCGAAGAAAGAGAGACGCAGCAGUGAAUGAAAAAAAUGGAGAAAACUGGAGUGAGCGCCAUCGUUGAAUACGAUUACACCGCCAAGGAAACGGAUGAGCUGACGCUGAAGAAAGGUGCCAUCAUUACCAAUAUCAAAAUUCAGCCCGGUGGCUGGUGGGAGGGUACACUGACCGCAACCGGCAGGACCGGUAUGUUUCCGGAUAAUUUCGUUCGCGUGCUUGAGCCGGAUGACAAGAAUCCAGUUGUUCUAAGGGAUAAGACUGCCGCCCAAAAUAGGAAAUGUAAAGUAAUCUAUAGCUAUCGAGAAAACAAGACAGAUGAGCUGACGCUAGCGGUUGGUGAUAUCAUCGAAUUUUUCGAGGAGGUAGAAGAAGGCUGGUGGCGGGGAAAACUGAACGGCAAAGUGGGAGUUUUCCCAUCGAACUUCGUCGAAGAAAUAGAAUCUGCGUCGCCUACUUCCGCGAAUCGGCAGAGUAGCACGGGUUCCAAACCAACUAUUCUCGAUGGCAGCUUAACGGGGAGCCUGUCGAAGAACAACAGCCUGAACAAAAGUCGAAGUAGCUUGAACAGUUCCCGGGAGGACCUGGACAAUGUGGCACCGCAAACGCUAGCGGAUGCCCCCUCGCUGCCACCGAAACCGGUCCGAGAACUGUGCAGGGUCCUGUUUGCCUACGCGCCCGCCAACGACGAUGAGCUGAAGCUGGCCGAGGGGGAUAUUAUUACCAUUCUGAGUAAGGACUUGCUCGAUAAAGGCUGGUGGAAGGGUGAAUUACGCGGUAAAGUUGGCGUGUUUCCGGAUAAUUUUGUUGUUGCCCUGCCACCGGAAGUUUCGCCGAUCAAAGAGUUGUACCACGGUAAACCCGAACGUCCACCUCCGGCGGGCAAGAUUCUGAUCAACAAGCCGCACACUGUCGCCGGGCAACAGCCUAACAGCGCCUACCGGAAGGAGAGCUUCGGCUCGAAAGAUUCCCUCAAUGACUCCACGGGAAGUGGUGGUGGUAAUGGUGGUACAAUGGCAGCAAGUAGUUCGCCGACCUUCGGAAAUGUUGCUGCACACCGUAAAUCUUUAGAAAACAGGAAGAUUGAAAAUUCGCCUAUUGCCGGUGGUACUACCGCGGCUGCUCCCGUGACAGAAAAACCACCCCGGAAGAGUUUGGAUAACAAAACAUCGGAGAUUCGUAAGAGCUUGGAGAACUUGGAUGAGAAAAAAUCGACACCGCCUCCAGUGCUUGGCAAGAAACCACAGGUACCGAUCAAGAAGAGCCCAUCGAUAACGAGCGUGACGAACAACUUAUUCUCCGGGUUGAAGCAGAAAGUGAAAGGAUCGGAGCCCAAACCAGCAGCCGGACAGGACAGUAUGGACGGUGCAAGCGGCAGUAGAAUUAAGUCGGAUGUAGCCGAUAACAAUGAAAAGAACGUCAGUGGCGAAAGACUAUCCAGAGAUGAGUCCGAAUUUAACCACGUUGAACGUGGCUCUGUGCUGAAAGAUAUGCGGGCAAAUCGGGCGAAAGCACCUAAAAGAAGGCCACCAACUUCGGCUGGUAACAUAAUUGGUGAGUCUGCCGGAAGCAAUGGAAUGAGCAACGGAAAUUCCGGCUUAUUUCAACAACUCUCGUAUAAUGCCGAACCUGAGUCGCCAAAGCCGGAUUUGUUAAACGUUAGUCAUCACAGCAAUAACAAUAAUGAGGAUGAAUUUAUUGCCAAACCGAAAGCAAGAGAGUGGGAAAAACAUAAGGUACCCUGGAUGGAUGAAUUGAAGGCAAAUCAGGCCAAGAAAACCUCGCCGAAUAUAAAUGAAUCGAAGUCACCCGAACAUCACACUAAUGUUAACACCAACAGCAAUCACCAGGAAGAGCACAAAUUCGACAACAUUUCCAAGUCAUUCCAUAUAAACCCUUCGAGCACGGUGUCAUCAUCGGUGGCGGCUUCUGGUCGCACUAGGUUAUCAGAACGAGCUGCCACUACCGGGACGGCAGAUGUAACCUGCACUUCGACUACGACCACCAACAAUAGCCACAAUAAUCAUAGUUCCUUCGACUUGAUAGCGUCCAGUAGAAAGGAGACUAGUAGCCAUCAGCACCUGUUAUCAACAACACACAGCGUGGAUCAAACCAGCAGUAGCAGCACGACUAACAACGUCAUGACGAAAUCAAUGUCUGCGCUUUCAACUAAGAUUGCCAUUCCUUCGGAUAGCGGCAGUGUGAAUAACGCAAAUGAAACACCUUCCCCUGCGGCUGUCACCAACAACCGGCCAGUAAGUGUGAAUUUACGUAACCGUAGUGUAUCACCAACACCAACUACCAGAAAUACUAAAACAAUCCACAUAACCUCCCCCGGUGGAGGGCAAACGGAUGCAGCGGUUAGUAAAAAUGGAGCAAACGGCAACACUAAUAGUAGCAGCAGCAGCGGAGCAACGACAACCACUGCCAUUGGGCCAGUCGGAACGACUUCAGCAGCUGCAGCGGUUACCACCGAUAAUGUAUGCUCGCGGGUGCAGGACCUCGAAGCAAAGGUAAACCGAAUGGAGAAACAGCUGAUCACCCAGAACAAUCUGAUAGAUGCAUUACGGCAAAUGCUGCGCGAUGAAUGCGAUAAAGUUAAAACACUACAAAAAGAGCUAGAGAAGUACGCACAGUGUGUGACACAGGUAUGAUAAAACGUUUGUUAGCCCUUUUUUAGUAAUGUACGUAUUAAUAUCGGCUACGGUGGCCGUCCGGUUCUACACAGGAUCAGUUGUAGAACGUUAAACGAUUAAUAGGUAUUCAUCAUACAGAAACACAAAAGGAAACAGCAACAUUCCUUGCGCAUUUUGCGGUUCAGUUUGUCCUGAACUGAGUCCAAUAAUUAUGUGUGCACACAAAUCUACGAAAUAUUAUCUGCAUCUUUACUUCUAUUCUUAAACUAGCAAAACAAAUCAACUUCUAGCAAAGCCAUUCCGCAUCGAGGCGACCACACGUAUUAUAUCAUUGAUUAGAAAGUACUUUUUCGUAGAGUAUUUUACCAUUGUAUAAAGUAGAGCUACAAAAACAAAAAGUUGGGUGGGCGCAACAUUAUAGUGCUUUGAAACAGAAUGAAAACGGAAUUUACUCAAAAGUACAUUAUUUCGCCUUAGCAAAAUAAAGAAGGUAUGAUCGUUUGGCGAUUAGAAUGAGCUUUAUUUUUUGUACGAUCUUUAAAACUAUAGCAUCUGAUGCAAAGUUUAAUUGCUUCGAUGUUCAAGAGUUACUAGAUUCGAUUUGACGAAUAACAACCAUCCUAUCCUUUGCAAAGUAGUUUUAUCUAGCGGUUGAAAAUUCCCUUCUGAAGAUAUAUUUUACAUAUAAACUGCUGUCAAAACAAUUAUUCCCCGAACUAUACUUACUAGCGAUUGGCUUUAAGCAUGCAGUUUUUUUUUUCUAUAAUCAAUACUGGAAAUAAGUAUUUGUUGCAUUUGAAAUGUCUAUUUUUGAUAUUUUAUAAAUUUAACAGAUUUAUUAAAUGAUCGAUUAUAAACUGGACACUAUAUUUAAAGGCAUGUGAAAAGAUAGUUACUGCAAGCAGCUUCGCACCGGUGGAGCAGGAAACAGGAAUAGUGAUGGUUAGAUUGGCUUUUAGUCGGAAAGCGCUGGUUUAGGUAUUUUUACACAAAAUAAGCUUAGAGUAAAGUGCCGCCCUUAGAACAAAAUUUGGACGGUUCUCCAUUCUUUUUUCAUAAGAGAAUACCGCGACGAUGAUUACGACUGCAGCAUCGGUUGGGCGGUAAAAGAACACGAUUAACACAAAAAAACGUAUUACAUGGACACAAAACCAAUAAACAAAUCCGAAAUUUGUUCCCCCGCUCGUUUUGAGUGUGAAGAAAAAAAAUCGCCAUCUUUUUGUAUAUAGCUGAUAGCGAUAAACCUUAUACAAUAUUUUAUUUAGCCUUUAAAUCACACACAAAUAAAGCAAACAUUCGCUUUAUACAUAUACAAUAUUGAAUUCAUGAUGCAUGAUAAAUUUAUGAGAUAUUCUAAUAAAUCCGCUUUUGCAAAUAGUA
This is a messenger RNA of Wyeomyia smithii (pitcher-plant mosquito), 4627 nucleotides long. RefSeq names its product SH3 domain-containing kinase-binding protein 1 (gene cindr). The transcript is spliced from 6 exons. The record is from RefSeq and is a predicted model, not a curated record. NCBI's taxonomy places the organism in Eukaryota, Metazoa, Arthropoda, Insecta, Diptera, Culicidae. Gene Ontology annotation, molecular function: protein binding. Bases 638 to 3265 code for a protein of 875 amino acids.